UUUGUGGUACUUGAAUGGGAACUACUUGGUUAUCAUGGUCUCUAUUAGCGUUAUCCUUCCAUUGGCCCUGAUGAAGCAGCUGGGUAAGUUGCACCUUUUCUCCUCUUCUCCUCUCCUCUAACCUCGUAUGUGUCACCAACCAGGUAACAAACCUGUGUUGUCUACACAACUCAAUACUGUUUUACUUAACUGAGCUAAAGCCAAGCCAUUAGGCUCUGGGAGCUAACAUGAAUCUUCAGGUCUCCGGCAAGGUUACUAAUUAAUAGUGUAGUUCACUGAACCACCACUACACCACCAACAGUAAAGUGUCUUAUGAAAGCCACGGCCAGCUUUACAUUAGGUCAACCAAUCAUUACAUUAUAAAUAAUAAUUACAUUAUAAAACCGAAAUCAACGUAUUUCUUGAAUUGUGUAUCGGAAAAUGGUGGUAAUCCAGUCAAAUCUUUUAAACAAAACUCCACCCCCUCGUAGCCCCAGCAGGUUGACAGCCUCUGGUCCCAUACUAGACUAAAUGGAAAUGUGUAGUGCUUUUAAUAACCAUUUUGCUUCAGCUGGCCACCUGUUUGAAAGGAUAGUCUAUGAAAAUGUAUCUCAUUCCACUAGAGGGAGUCCUUUAGUCACCUCAGAAUAGAGUGUAGAGAAUUAUGCUCUAAUAGACUCACAUAUUUUAUUUUAAUUUCAACCAUUUGAUGUCUAUGCUGUAUUAAGUGCCGUGCUAAAGAUCGAUGUAAAUAAAUCCACAGGGGUUGAUUCACUUGACCCCUUCUUACUACAGCUCUCUGCCCCACUCAUUGUUGAACCUUUAACAUUUACUUUAAACUUGACAAUUGCUACUGGUGUUAUCCCUAAGAUUUGGAAAGCAGCACGUCAUCCCCCUACAUAAAGGCAGAGAUCCUUCUGACAAGUUAACUUGCCUUGCCAAGGUAUUCAAAUCCCUGACCAGCUCCCAGCUAAGAACCUUUUUAACUUCUCACUCUAUUCUAAAUGCACUCUAUAUGCACCAACCUGGUUUUAGAUCUGGACAUAGCAUUGUUUCAGCAACUAUACUUGUUUUAGAUGAUGUGUUAAAUUGCCUAGAUCAUAAAAAACAUUGUGCUGCCUUAUUUAUAGACCUCUCCAAGGCAUUUGACACCGUUGACGAUUCCCUACUUAUUCAAAAACUGUCUGAAAUCGACCUGUUUAAGAACUAUUUGACAGACAGGACACAAUGUGUAGUUUCCUCGAUAUUACGAAAGGUGUACUGCAGGGGUAAUUUUGAGACCUGUUGUCUUUACUAUUUAUAUAAAUAAUAUUGGUCUAUGUAUUAAAUCCUGAAUGUAGACGAUACAGUUACAGUGGGGAAAAAAAGUAUUUAGUCAGCCACCAAUUGUGCAAGUUCUCCCACUUAAAAAGAUGAGAGAGGCCUGUAAUUUUCAUCAUAGGUACACGUCAACUAUGACAGACAAAAUGAGAAAAAAAAAUCCAGAAAAUCACAUUGUAGGAUUUUUAAUGAAUUUAUUGACAUAUGAUGGUGGAAAAUAAGUAUUUGGUCAAUAACAAAAGUUUCUCAAUACUUUGUUAUAUACCCUUUGUUGGCAAUGACACAGGUCAAACGUUUUCUGUAAGUCUUCACAAGGUUUUCACACACUGUUGCUGGUAUUUUGGCCCAUUCCUCCAUGCAGAUCUCCUCUAGAGCAGUGAUGUUUUGGGGCUGUCGCUGGGCAACACAGACUUUCAACUCCCUCCAAAGAUUUUCUAUGGGGUUGAGAUCUGGAGACUGGCUAGGUCACUCCAGGACCUUGAAAUGCUUCUUACGAAGCCACUCCUUCGUUGCCCGGGCGGUGUGUUUGGGAUCAUUGUCAUGCUGAAAGACCCAGCCACGUUUCAUCUUCAAUGCCCUUGCUGAUGGAAGGAGGGUUUCACUCAAAAUCUCACGAUACAUGGCCCCAUUCAUUCUUUCCUUUACACGGAUCAGUCGUCCUGGUCCCUUUGCAGAAAAACAGCCCCAAAGCAUGAUGUUUCCAACCCCAUGCUUCACAGUAGGUAUGGUGUUCUUUGGAUGCAACUCAGCAUUCUUUGUCCUCCAAACAUGACGAGUUGAGUUUUUACCAAAAAGUUAUAUUUUGGUUUCAUCUGACCAUAUGACAUUCUCCCAAUCCUCUUCUGGAUCAUCCAAAUGCACUUCAGACGGGCCUGGACAUGUACUGGCUUAAGCAGGGGGACACGUCUCGCACUGCAGGAUUUGAGUCCCUGGCGGCGUAGUGUGUUACUGAUGGUUGGCUUUGUUACUUUGGUCCCAGCUCUCUGCAGGUCAUUCACUAGGUCCCCCUGUGUGGUUCUGGGAUUUUUGCUCACCGUUCUUGUGAUCAUUUUGACCCCACGGGGUGAGAUCUUGCGUGGAGCCCCAGAUCGAGGGAGAUUAUCAGUGGUCUUGUAUGUCUUCCAUUUCCUAAUAAUUGCUCCCACAGUUGAUUUCUUCAAACCAAGCUGCUUACCUAUUGCAGAUUCAGUCUUCCCAGCCUGGUGCAGGUCUACAAUUUUGUUUUUGGUGUCCUUUGACAGCUAUUUGGUCUUGGCCAUUGUGAAGUUUGGAGUGUGACUGUUUGAGGUUGUGGACAGGUGUCUUUUAUACUGAUAACAAGUUCAAACAGGUGCCAUUAAUACAGGUAACAAGUGGAGGACAGAGGAGCCUCUUAAAGAAGAAGUUACAGGUCUGUGAGAGCCAGAAAUCUUGCUUGUUUGUAGGUGACCAAAUACUUAUUUUCCACCAUAAUUUGCAAAUAAAUUCAUUAAAAAUCCUACAAUGGGUUUUUCUGGAUUUUUUUUUCUCAAUUUGUCUGUCAUAGUUGACGUGUACCUAUGAUGAAAGUUACAGGCCUCUCUCAUCUUUUUAAGUGGGAGAACUUGCACAAUUGGUGGCUGACUAAAUACUUUUUUCCCCCACUGUAUGUAUGCCAUUGCACCGACUGUUGAUCAAGCUAUGUUAGAGCUGCAAUCUGGUUAUUACAUUACAGAAAGCCCUUGUUGAUUUAAAACUUGUACUUAAUCCGGGCAAAACAAAAUAUAUGUUGUUCUCUAAUUCACGGAAAUGGGCUACAUAUUCACUCAACUUUCCUGCCAGUUCUUGACUAUGGUGACACCAUUUACCAGAAUGCAGCAGCUACUACUCUUAAACCUUUGGAUGCAGUGUACCAUAGCGCACUUCACUUUAUCACAGGUGACAGUUUUAAUACUCAUCAAUGCAUCCUGUAUCAGAAGGUCGGCUAGACCUCACUAAAGUCCCGUAGAUCACUUCAUUACUCCCUUCUUGUUUACAAAGCUCUGCUCCACACGUUUCCAAACCCGUUCGCAGGGCUGGUUGACUCUUGAGGUCCUGCUUGUCUCCACAAAGUUAGGGUAAUCCGCCUUUAGUUUUAAUGCACCACAGUUAUGGAAUACCUUACAAAUCAAAUUACACCUGGAUUCCGUGGUGCCGAUAGGGCAGUUUAAAACUCUGUUGUUAAAUUAGUUCACUGAAGUGUGCAAUUGUUUAAAAUUAUUAUUAUAACUUGUAAUAACAUGAUGUAAUGUAUUUAUUGCUGUCUUGUAUAUAUAUAUAUAUUUUUAUUUUUAUUUUUUGCUUUAUUCAUGGUUUCUUGCUCUCAGGGCAGCAUUGUAAAUGAGACACUGGUCUCAAUUGGGUUCCCCUGAAAACUGAAAAGUUUUUUUAUUUUUACUAAUUAACGGUAACAUGUGGUUAGAUGUGAGAGCUACACUCCAGUAAAUCGAGGUGAAGUGAUGAAGUGGAGAAGUACAGAAGGGUGUAAUUGUGUGACUCAGUUGGUAGAGCAUGGCGCUCGCAAUGCCAGGGAUCGUUGUGUCCAUUCCCGCUAGGACCACCCAUGCAGAUGUAAGUCGCUUUGGAUAAAAGCAUCUGCUAAAUGGCAUAUGUAUGUAUGUAUGUACAUUGCAUUCGGAAAAUAUUCAGACCCCUUCACUUUUUCCACAUUUUGUUAUGUUACAGCCUUAUUCUAAAAUUGAUUAAAUAAAUAAAAAAUCUCAUCAAUCUACACACAAUACCCUAUAAUGACAAAGUGAAAACAGGUUUUUAGAAAUGUUUGCAAAUGUAUUAAAAAAUAAAUGUACAUAAGUAUUCAGACCCUUUGCUAUGAGACUCGAAAUUGAGCUCAGGUGCAUCCUGUUUCCAUUGAUCAUCCUUGAGAUGUUUCUACAACUUGAUUGGAGUCCACCUGUGGUAAAUGAAAUUGAUUGGACAUGAUUUGAAAAGGCACACACCUGUCUAUAUAAGGUCCCACAGUUGACAGUGCAUGUCAGAGCAAAAAUCAAGCCAUGAGGUCGAAAGAAUUGUCCGUAGAGCUCCGAGACAGGAUUGUGUCGAGGCACAGAUCUGGGGAAGGGUACCAAAACAUUUAUGCAGCAUUGAAGGUCCCCAAGAACACAGUGGCCACCAUCAUUCUUAAAUGGAAGAAGUUUGGAACCACCAAGACUCUUCCUAGAGCUGGCCGCCUGGCCAAACUGAGCAAUCGGGGAGAAGGGCCUUGGUCAGGGAGGUGAUCAAGAACCUGAUGGUCACUCUGACAGAGCUCCAGAGUUCCUAUGUGGAGGUGGGAGAACAUUCCAGAAGGACAAUCCAUCUCUGUAGCACUCCAACAAUAAGGCCUUUAUGGUAGAGUGGCCAAACGGAAGCCACUCCUCAGUAAAAGGCACAUGACAGCUCGCUUGGAGCACCUAAAGGACUCUCAGACCAUGAGAAACAAGAUUCUCUGGUCUGAUGAAACCAAGAUUGAACUCUUUGGCUUGAAUGCCAAGCAUCACAUCUGGAGGAAACCUGGCACAAGUCUCUAAAUGUCCUUGAGUGGCCCAGCCAGAACCCGGACUUGAACCCGAUCGAACAUCUCUGGAGAGACCUGAAAAUAGCUGUGCAGCGACGCUCCCCAUCUAACCCGACAGAGCUUGAGAGCAUCUGCAGAGAAGAAUGGGAGAAACUCCCCAAAUACAGGUGUGUCAAGCUUGUAGCAACAUACCCAAGAAGACUUGAGGCCGUAAUCGCUGCCAAAGGUGCUUCAACAAAGUACUGAAUAAAGGGUCUGAAUACUUAUGUAAAUGUGUUAUUUCAGUUUUUCUUUUUUUUGUAAUUAGCAAACAUUUCUAAGAACCUGUUUUUGCUUUGUCAUUAUGGGUUAUUGUGUUUAGCUUGAUGAGGGAAAAAAACAUUUAAAACCAUUUUAGAUUAAGGCUGUAACAAAACAAAAUGUGGAAAAAGUCAAGGGGUCUGGACUUUCCGAAUGCACAGUAUGUAUGUUUGUCAUUCAAUUAUAAUAAGGUGAGGUGGAAGAAUAGAGAGGAGUGUAAUAAGGCUCCCAUUGACAUGCGUGUCACCUGCUGAGGGCACAUGUGGAGGUCCUGACAACAUUGACAACACUCCUGGGUCAUGUGACACAGCAGCCAAUCAGACCCUCACACCGCUCCCUCUCUCCUGCCCAGGUAUUGGUGCUGCCGUGGAAAUGUCAGGGGCCCAAUUAGCCUCUUAUGUAGUAGACAAGCAAAAGACAACACUAACACAGAUGAAACCCUGCAUCCACACACACUGCAUGCACUGGCAAUCAUGGUGGCUCCACGCACCUGUAGCACACUGAUUUAAUUUCAAGAAAUCAAGCGCAGCAAUCACCUCCUUUCACUCUACACUGGCACUCAUGUCCAUGUUAAAGACAUGUAAUUGGAGGGGGCCUUUCUCCAAUUCUAGUGUAAUCACCCAACUCCUUCAUAUAACACUAUAGAAAACCUCCCUGUAAAUUACAACUCCAGCAAUCAGUAGAUGUGGGUUGAAUGGAAAUGAACUCACAAUUCUAUUCCAUUGUUUCUAACAUAAGAUUUGUCAUUGUUUUGUGCUCUACAGGCUACCUGGGCUACACUAGUGGUUUCUCCCUUAGCUGCAUGGUAUUCUUCCUCAGUGCGGUAUGUUUACUUCUCCAUCCUCUCUCUCCAUUCGUUAAGUUCAUCUUAGUACGUUUCAAGUUUUAAUGCCACAUGCACAAAUACAGUGAAAUGCCUUUCUUGCAAACUCAAAAUCCAACAAUGCAAUAAUCAAUAACAAUGUAUUACUAGAAGAAAAAAAAACAUGAGAAAUAAGAAUAGGAAAUAUGAAAUACACAAUAAAGUAAGUAAGCAUACUAUAUACAGGAAAUAUUUAAAAAGUCAGUUCAGUGGAUAAAGGAUUAUGUGAUUUGUCACUCAUAACUUGGCAGAUCUCCUUAUCCCUGUAUCUAUUUUCAUAGGUAUUUCAUAUAUGGGAAUGGUUUGAGUUGAUGGCAGUAAUCAAAGCAGCUAAACACAUGAAAGGGAAAGAGCUCAACCAAAUUCCUUAGACUGACUCACUCUAAUCUACUGUGAAAUGGCUUUUCUGGGCUCCGUGAUACUCCCUCUCCUUCCCUCCUCAUCCCUCCUUCAUCUCUCCAUCCAUCCUUCUUCCCCCCUUCCCCAUCAUCUCUCCCCCCUCAUCUUUCUCCUCCCAGUCCCUCUGUUUCUUCAUAUAAAAAAUCUAACAAAAAAAACACAUGACACUGAUCUCUGAGACCUGUUGCUGCAUAGCUUGACGUGUAUCCUACCUCUCUCUCUUUCUCCCUCUCUCUCAUCAUCCUCCUCUCUCUCCUUCCUCUUCCCCACUCUCCCUACAGGUGAUCUAUAAGAAGUUUCAGAUCCCCUGUCCCUUCGAGGAGUUCUCAGCAGCCAAUCACACAGUGUCUCACCUCGACAUUCACCUAAACAUCACUGACAACCAUGCUACCAAUGAUAAUGGUCUGGUACACGAGAUGGAUGACUCCCACUGCGGUGCACGCAUGUUCACCAUGAACUCUCAGGUACAGUACAGCACACCAGACUUGAGGCCCAAUGUUUCACCAUUACCCUCGUUCACUUUGUCUGUGUCCCAAAUAGCACCCUAUUCCCUAUGUAGUAAAGUACUUUUGACCAUAGCUGGUCAAAAGUAGUGCACUACAUAGGGAAUAGGGUACUAUUUGAAACGCAGUCUUUGCUCACCUAUGUACUGCAAAGGUGCAGGCCAUGUAAGUCUAGUAGAUUAGUAAAUGAGCAGUCCCUCUGAGGUUGGUCUGUGGUCUAUGGUAACACUAGGCGUUUGUGUGCUUCCUUUACAGACAGCGUAUACCAUCCCCAUCCUGGCCUUUGCCUUUGUGUGUCAUCCUGAGGUUCUGCCUAUCUACACUGAGCUCCGCAAGUGAGUGUGCCUGCCCUACCCUACCCUACUCCGUCUGUUUCCACACAGUGCCUGCCUAGUGUCAGCACAAAACCUAUGUUCAUAGGUUCCUGCAUGUAUCACGGGAGGCUGCUGAGGGGAGGACAGCUCAUAAUAAUGUCUGGAAUGGAGCAAAUGGAAUGGCAUGAAAAACACAUGGAUACCAUGUUUUUUGAUGUCCUUGAUACCAUUCUACAAAUUCCGCUCCAGCCAUUACCACGAGCCCGUCCUCCCCAAUUAAGGUGCCAUCAACCUCCUGUGACAUGUGUAUAGGAUAUGUGGCCCAUGUGGGAUUCAAACCCACAACACCUGGUGUUGCGAGCACCAUGCAAACAAUGCUCCUACCCCAAACCAACUGAGCCAUUGGAUUGGAACCACACAAUUUUCUUGUCAGUGUUGGCUGUGACGUUAACCAGUAUAUGUGUGUGUGUUAUCCAGCCCUACUCAGAGGAGGAUGCAGCACGUCUCCAACCUCUCGAUCCUUGUGAUGUACACCAUGUACUUCCUGGCUGCUCUCUUCGGCUACCUGACCUUUUACGGUGAGCACCUCCGCUUCACCACUUUAACCCCUGCCCUUUCCUCUGGCUGAAAUAAACCGUACUCCUGAUUAUGUGUGCUAUAGCCUCGGAGGCCAGGCUUCUCACGUUACGUUUCGAAAGCCUGUGGAGUUCCAAAGAGUCAUUAUGUUUCUAAUAUUUUUUCUGACUUACAACAAGCUAGCAUGCAUAAGAUACAAAACGAAUGCCGCAUAGGCCACGAGACUAGGUGUGCAGUAAUGUAUAAUCAGGGUUGGGUAGGUUACUUUCUAAAUGUAAUCCAUUACAGUUACUAGUUACCUGUCCAAAAUUGUAAUCAGUAAUGUAACUUUUGGAUUACCCAAACUCAGUAACGUAAUCUGAUUACAUUCAGUUACUUUUAGAUUACUUUCCCCUUAAGAGGCAUUAGAAGAAGACAAAAAUGUAUGUUACCAAUUGAACAACAUCUAUUGCAGGAUAAAUCAAUGUUAAAGUUUACAUAGCUGGCAAUAUAUGGAUGUUACAUUUUACUUUAUGGGUUGGUUAUGUAGGCUUCUCCUAACCCAUCACUUUCUACUACAUAUAAUAAUACAAUUAAAGUAUAUCUUUACAUUAAUAUAUAUAAUUUAUAAGUCCAAAAAUGGAUGUAGCAACUACAGAUUGCACCUUUAAGUCUAUCAAAAGUGUGCGAGUUUGACCAUGUGUCCAUUAGGACUAUGGAUUAAAUCAGCAUGAAUUAGAUUGAGCAAUAAAAAAGCCACUUUUAUUCCAUAGGCUAGGAUCUGCACUAUGCAGCUGUUGCAAGAGCGCAUUUUUCACUGGCUGUCCACUGGUUUCAAGAACAAUGAUUGAUAGGCAGCUUAAACUUCUUGAAUUCAACCAUUAUUGGGUUCAAAUACACAUUUAGAAAUAUCCUUUAUGAAUAUAAAAGUAAUCUUCGAAGUAGUCAUCUAGUUUUUUUUUAAGCAUCUGUAAUCUGAUUACAAUAUUUUUGCUGGUAAUGUAAUGGAUUACAGUUACCGUUUCUUUGUAAUCCCUUACAUGCAACAGAUUACAUGUAAUCCGUUACUCCCCACCCAACCCUGUGUAGAAUUUAACAUAAAGAUAAUAUCCAUAUGGGACACUCCCCUGUGCCCUCAUGAACAUAUUUAAUGUUAUUGAACAGUUGCAAUGUCAGUUACAAUAAUAAAUAAUUAUUACCCAAACACUUGUUUGCAGCGAGUUUCCUCACUCUAUUGGAAAUAGGAGCAUAACUCCCCCUUGUGGUCAUUAUGUAAUAAUGCACACUACACUACUAUUAUGUUAUACCUUGUGACAUGUUGGAUUAUGUGUUUCAAUGAGGAACAGCAGUCAUCAAUGUCUCAGUCAACAUAAGUAAGGCUUAGUUUGGGGUUUUAGUGUAUAAUACUGUACCUCUUGACGUUCCCACUGAUGUUACCUUUACAGGUAAGACUGAGUCAGAGCUGCUGCACACAUACAGCAGGAUUGACCCCUAUGACACGCUGAUCCUGUGCGUGCGAUUGGCUGUCCUCACCGCUGUCACACUGACCGUCCCCAUCGUGCUCUUCCCAGUAAGUUACCCCCCUCCACUAUACACUCUUCCCUCCUCUAAAAGACAGAGAACUGAUAUUGUAUACUGGCCGUUGGGGUGGGAUUGGCGUGGGGUCUGGGGGGUCCAUGGGUGGUUUUUGACCAAUCAUUUGGAUUCCUCAUGUCUUCAUCUGAAAUGACGGCUGUCAUGGCUUGCUGAAUUGAGAUGCUCAUUUGAAGUGGAAUGACCCGGUUGUUUCUGACAGUAACUCACUGAUUCCUUUACUUGACUGCCUUUUUCCCUCUCUCUCUCUCUCCCCCUCCCUCCCUCCUUCUCUCUCUGCCCCUCUCCAUCUCUCUCUCUCUCUCACUCUCUCUCUGCCCCUCUCCAUCUCUCUCUCUCUCUCUAUCCUCUCAGGUGCGCAGGGCUCUGGAUCAGAUGUUCUUUGCCAGUAAGUCAUUUAACUGGGUUCGUCACGUGGCCAUCGCCGUCGCCCUGCUCUCCUUCAUCAACAUGUUGGUCAUCUUCGCCCCCAACAUCCUGGGAAUCUUCGGCAUUAUCGGUUAGUUGCACAGAUUAAACCUAGAACUGUAAACUGUAGCUCCUGAUCUUCAUCCCUCCUCCUCUUCCUCCAUCCUCUUCCUCCUCCAGGUGCCACGUCUGCCCCCUGUCUCAUCUUUAUCUUCCCUGCUGUCUUCUACAUCCGCAUCGUGCCUAAGGAGCAGGAGCCCAUGCACUCCACCCCCAAGAUACUGGUGAGCAGAUAUCUCAUUCUCUCCCCUGUCUCACCCUAGCCAUAUGCUAUAUCACCAUAUCAUGAUGGCAUCUUUCUAAGCCUCUCCAUGAUAAUUGUAAUAUGAUCUAUAUAAUGAGUAUUGUGUCCUUAUGGUUACUGUAUGAUUAUGGUUACCCCAUUAAAAAACAUUCUAAUGAUGGUGUUUCCUCUGCCCUCUCAGGCCGCUUGUUUCGCUGGUCUGGGGGUCGCCUUCAUGACCAUGAGUUUGAGCUUCAUCAUCAUUGAUUGGACAACGGGGAGCAGCAACUCUGGCGGUGGCCACUAGAGGCCGCCCUCUGCACUGUGCAGGCUGGGGUCGGCAAGGGGUUGGCAGGGGCUUUAAGGGGAUGCCUAGGAGUGUGUGUUUUAGAACUGUUUCAUGUAAUUGAUGCACUAUCCCCUCUGUGGUAGAGCAAGUGUUAGCGGUUAAGAGUCAGAGAUGAUUGGGGGUUAGGGAGGGGGAGACAGAAUCAACGUGCUGGGCAAAACCCUGCUGAGCAUUUCAGUCUUCUUGAGGCUAAAGACUCUGACUAAACAGUCUGUACUACUGUAACGCAAUAGAGAACUUAUUUGAACAAAAGGUUUCAUAAUCACUGUAUGUAGCCCUGCACAGAGGAGUGCUUUUAUAUGAAUCAUCAGCACUAGACAUGGUAUUUUUUAAAUCAUGAUCAUUUGUAUUAUUUAUGAGUGGGAUAGUGCAUCUAAGUCAAUCUAUAAUGGAAAAUCCAGACGAAAGAAACUCAUGAUGGCUUCCCUUCCUUUCCCCCUCCCUUCAUCCAUCCUCCCAUCCUUAUUUAUCUCUUUCCAUCCGCCUGUUUCUUUCCCUCUGAUGCCUUUAUUCAUGUCAACUGCAGCUAGUACUGUACAGAAGAAGCACAGAUGGAGAUAUGGUUGACUCUAUAUGUAAAAGAAGGAAAGGAAAGCACAUGACUAUACAUUAUAUGUCAUACGGUAUCUUUGUAUGAGAUAAUCUGACAUUUUGCCAAUAGAAGAAAUAGCUACAUCUAAAGGUUAGGUGAGUGCUGUAAAACAAAGAGUCUGUGGCUGUCUUGGUAUCCUGUCUAUCACUUUGUGCCAGUAGCACUCAACUUAACCAUCAAAGUGUAAUAGGCUUUUCCAAAUAUUAUAUUGGCGCGAGCACACAAAGAUACAGUAUAUUUUCCCAUGUUAUCUCACAGGAGUGCAGUUAGCCUGUGCUGUUUUAUGUGCCAAAGCUAAGGGUGGAUGUGAUUUGUGGUUAUUGGGCUUGGUGCAAGCUGAUGUCCCAUGAUGCAUUAUGGUGUUGAACUCUUCCUGUAUCCCUGGUACAUACAGUACACUCAGAUAAUGGAAGAGUGGCGCUCAACCAACCACACACAUAGCCUUUUCGUUGAAACAGUAAUGUAUAUUUAUUUAACUAGCUAUAGCCAUGUUUUUUAAUUUCACAAGGUGAGCUAAUGGACCUCAGAACAAAGUAUUUAACUAUAUGAUCAGGUAUCUUGAUAGACUUUAUAGAUGGUAUGCACAGUCUAUAUUGUAUGAUUUUGCAUAUUGGAGGGUUUAGGUGACAGUUGAAAGUCUAGGAGGUGAGCUUGAGGGCACUGAGCUGAUUAAGAAAAAAACAUAGAGCCUUUUACAUUCAUGUUAGUUAGAUGAUCAACUGACAUCCUAGAUACAGUAUUGACUGAUUUUAUGAUCAAUUGUGUUUUAAUUUAAGAUAAACAACUUGCCUUUUUACACUAAUAGCACAUAUUUGACUCAUACUUAUAUUUCUAUAAUUAAUUUGUAAACCCUUGUUUAAAUUCAGUACAGUUCAAGUGUACCCUUUCUGUUACUAAGACGGUUAAGCUUACUGUUUUUGGAAUGACAAAAUAUGGAGGAAAUGUGUUUUAGUUAUGUGUUGGUUGUGACAUACGGUCCGUCCAUUGAACUGCUCUUUAUUGUAUUUUAAUAUCUCUUUUCCACUUGUUUUGUGAUUGAUCUUGUGGUUGCAUUUUUAGUCAAGGAAAGCAGAUGUGUCACCUGUUCAGUCUAUCUGGUGAUUGGUUGAUUAAUUCAUUAAUUUAGUAUAACUAUUGUGAUAUUCAAUCCAUAAUACGUUGAUGUUUGGGCUCUAUUUCCAAAACGUGGCUAUAUGGGUGUAUCUCGUAAUGUAUCUGGUCUCUAGCAGUGAGGUCUUGUGAUCAAGUACAGUUUGACAAUUAAGUGAAUUGUGAUUGUUAGAUUUGAAUGUGAUUCGAUAGCCCAAUGCCCCUUCUUUAGGCUUCUCAAUUUUAUAAUGCAACAUUCAAUAAUUUGUUUCUAAACAACACUGUGACAUCGUAUCUAACUUAAAUCCUGUUAUAACUGAACCAGUGACUGGACUUAACCUGUUCAAAAUGAUUCAACCAAUGUAAAGGUUAUAAUCACAAAGUGGUGUUUGUGGUGGUUACUUUGCUAAUCUAUUAUUUUUUUUAUUUAUAAUCAAGAGAAUGUUGUUGAGCUGUUUCCUUUACUCAUCAACAGCUAAAAGGUUAUUGCAUGUAUCUGCCUCAACCCCAUAUUUAUCCUGGUCUUGCUGAGGCAGUGGUUGUGGUAAAAAGGAAUGUCUGGUCAAGACCAGUCAAGGAGGCAACACCUUACCAUAGACCGGGGAUAGACAACUCAACAAUGUCUGUGGUAUAUCUCCUAAAUCAUUAGGCCUCUUCUGUCUGGGAUUGUGUAUAUAUAUCUAGCUACUACCUACUGUUUCUCUCUGACAGGCCUUGUUCUUCAUCUUUAGAGCUUUGCUACCACUAUUAUAAGGUCAGAGGCAACAUUCUCAUAAUUUGCCUCUUUUUCUUGUACCGAAACCAAACUAUGUCAGCCAGUUAACCUGUUGGUAUAGCUCUUGUUUUACCUUUGCAAUUUAUUUCUAAGGAAAUGAAAGGACUAUGAGUGAAUAACAAGUUAUAUAUUAAUUUUGGGCAUAUAAGGUGGCUUAUAUAAGUAAUGUAUAUACAUGUAAACCCUUUAUAUUCUUGAUGCAUAUCUAGCUUGUAUGGUGUAAAUAGCUGGGACAGUUUUAGUCAGACAAUUAAAAAACAAAUGUAGAAGUUUUUACUCCUGUGUCGCUUCUGUCUACUAUAGCUACUCUCAAAGUGUUCCUGCUCUAUGAUCCAUGGACCUGUACAGGUUAGGUAAGGACAGGGGCAUAAUAAUCUAGUGGAAGUUCAGCAUUGCCUUGACCAGCAUGGCAGACCAGAGGAACAUACACUACUGCACACCUGAACUCUGCCUAGAUCAUUACUGAUCAUCCUUGCUUAACCUGUACAGGUAAUAUCAACCCAAAUAUUUAUGGGACAACUAGGGGACAUUUUCUGGGCCGCUUCCAGUUAGGUUAGAUUUUCCCUUCAUGUCAAGAGAAAUAUUACUAGUUUCCAACACUCGAGGGCACUACAAACCAUUCCAUAAUGUAGUCUUGUGCACUGGGUUAUGAGAAUGUGCCUUCUCGGAUGCUUCAGUAGAAAAAGUACAGAAAAUAACAUGCACCCUUUUCAUAUGAAAAAUGUAAGUCGCUCUGGAUAAGA
Messenger RNA from Coregonus sp. 'balchen', 13575 nucleotides. The record is from the annotation of a GenBank genome assembly. Lineage: Eukaryota; Metazoa; Chordata; Actinopteri; Salmoniformes; Salmonidae.